Messenger RNA from Solanum stenotomum, 3222 nucleotides. Its product is annotated as histone-lysine N-methyltransferase CLF. Gene Ontology annotation, cellular component: PcG protein complex. The transcript has 17 exons. The record is from RefSeq and is a predicted model, not a curated record. Gene Ontology annotation, molecular function: histone methyltransferase activity; protein binding. Bases 179 to 2947 code for a protein of 922 amino acids. Gene Ontology annotation, biological process: chromatin remodeling. NCBI's taxonomy places the organism in Eukaryota, Viridiplantae, Streptophyta, Magnoliopsida, Solanales, Solanaceae.
AAUAAAUGCUCCAACCGAAAAGUCUGAACAGGAAAAGAAGAAAAGAAAAAGAAGAAAAAGAUAUACCCAAUACUUUCUCUGUCGGCCCCUCUCCCUCCCAAACCUAGGGUUUUAACCCGCACCGUCAAAAUCCGAUCCCUACCGGAGCUCCGUUGCUGGAUCGAUCUUGACACCGGCAAUGUCGCCAGCGUCCGAUAACUCCCUGUCGGAUUCUCAAACACAACGUUUAAAUGAUCUUUCGAUUGUUUCUCCUGAAGAAGCAACUGUAGAACCUGAUGAAGUACUAUCAGUUAUUGAAUCUUUGAAGAGAAGAAUUGCUUCUGAACGUGCUGAUUAUAUUAAGAAAAGGGUAGAAGGAAAUACACAAAAGUUGGAGAACUUGACAAAGGAUCUUUAUAAUUUGGCAACAGAGAGAAAAUGUCUUGAAAUUUUUGAUGCUGACGGAAGAAUUGAUCUACUAUCGAAAAGACAAAAGGAUGCACUUGAUAUGCAAAAUGGCAUUGAUACCAGUAAUGCAGAUGAUGAUAGUAAUAGCUCUGAAGAUGAUGGAUACGCCACUUCUGCAAUUCUUUUAGGAUCAAGUAUUGCAGUCAAGAAUGCCGUACGGCCCAUUAAACUUCCAGAAGUAAAACGCAUCCCUCCAUAUACUUCAUGGAUAUUUUUGGAUAGAAAUCAGAGAAUGACAGAGGAUCAAUCUGUGGUUGGUCGUAGAAGAAUUUAUUAUGACCAGAAUGGUGGGGAAACUUUAAUUUGUAGUGAUAGUGAUGAGGAAGUACUUGAAGAAGAAGAAGAAAAGAAGGUGUUUGCAGAGUCCGAAGAUUAUAUGCUGCGAAUGACUAUCAAAGAAGUUGGCUUGUCCGAUAUUGUGUUGGAUUUGCUAGGACAGUGCUUGUCUAGAAAACCUAGUGAAGUGAAGGCAAGAUAUGAAGGUCUUGUUAAGGAAGAUGAUGCAGGCACUUCAAAGAAAGAGUUCACGGAAAGUUCUUUAGAUUUAUAUCUUGCCAAAGAUCUUGAUGCUGCUCUGGAUUCUUUUGAUAAUCUAUUUUGUCGUCGAUGUCUUGUCUUUGAUUGUAGAUUACAUGGAUGUUCACAGGAUCUUAUAUUUCCUGCGGAAAAACAAUUACCAUGGUACUGCUCCAAUGCAGAUAUGGAGCCCUGUGGACCAAAUUGCUUCAGCCUGGCCAAAAAGUUCGAAAGUAAUGCUACAGUGAUCUCUCCUCAGUGUGCUAGUCAUGGAGAAAAAUCCAUUCUGCCAUCUGAUGUUGCUAAUAAUACUCAGAUGCCAGGUAGGAAGCAUGUAUCAAGAAGAUCGAAGUGUUCAAAAGGUGAAGGUGCUCCAAAUGCAAAAAACAUCUCUGAGAGCAGUGAUUCAGAUAUUAGACCCGUAAAUGAUAUCACUUCUAAUGAGCGCUCUUCAUCUCCAUCAAAAAGCAAAUCUGACAAUAAAGAUGGCAUCAACAAAAGGAACAGCAAGCGAAUAGCUGAACAUGUUCUAGUUGCCAUUAAGAAAAGACAGAAGAAAAUGGCAGUUUUAGAAUCUGACUCUGUUGCAAGUGAAAGUCUAGGUUUCAAAGAUUUGAAUCUUCACUCUAUUUCACGGAAGGAAAACGAAGAUGCGAGUCCAUCUUCACAAAAAGCACAAUGUCAUAGUGCUAAAAGGUCUAGGAGGAAAAACUCUCCGGUUUUGGACAGUAAAAAUUCUUUGCAAGGCAAGGCUUUUGGUUGCAAAUUGAUGGAAGUUUCCAGUGCAAAACCUGUGACAAAUUGUGAUGACACAUUGGGGAAAAAUGAAUAUGUGGGUGAGAAUAACUGCAAACAAGAAAUAGAUGGUACUAAAUCUUGGAGACCCAUUGAAAAGGCUCUCUUUGAAAAGGGUCUAGAAAUGUUCGGUAGAAGCAGCUGUUUGAUCGCUCGAAACCUCAUGAAUGGUUUGAAGACAUGCUGGGAGGUUUUCCAGUACAUGAACAAUUCCGGAAAUAAGCUAUUCUCAGGCACAGGUGAUGGGAUGGAUGGCAUUCUUGAUGGUGGUUCCAAUGGUGAUGGUCAGGAAAUCAUGGGUAAUGAACCUCGAAGAAGAUCCAGAUUUUUGCGUAGAAGAGGCAAAGUUCGCCGAUUAAAAUACACGUGGAAAUCCACUGGAUACCAUGCAAUUAGGAAACGGAUUUCUGAGAGGAAGGACCAACCCUGUCGGCAGUUUAAUCCAUGUGGCUGUCAAGGCCCUUGUGGAAAGGAGUGUUCCUGCAUUGUAAAUGGGACCUGCUGUGAAAAAUACUGUGGAUGCCCAAAGGGUUGCAAGAACAGGUUUCGUGGUUGUCAUUGUGCCAAAAGUCAGUGUAGGAGCCGUCAAUGCCCUUGCUUUGCUGCUGGCAGGGAAUGUGAUCCUGAUGUUUGUCGAAAUUGUUGGAUCAGUUGUGGUGAUGGUACGCUUGGGGUUCCUCUGCAAAGAGGUGAUAGUCAUGAAUGCAGGAAUAUGAAACUACUUCUCAAACAGCAACAAAAGGUACUUCUUGGAAGAUCUGAUGUUUCUGGCUGGGGGGCUUUCUUGAAGAAUACUGUUGGAAAACAUGAAUACCUUGGGGAGUACACAGGUGAAUUAAUUUCACACCGUGAAGCUGACAAGCGUGGCAAGAUUUAUGAUCGUGAAAAUUCUUCAUUUCUCUUCAAUCUUAAUGAUCAGUUUGUGCUUGAUGCACACCGGAAGGGUGACAAACUAAAAUUUGCGAACCAUUCUCCUGUUCCAAAUUGCUAUGCUAAGGUCAUGAUGGUGGCUGGAGAUCACAGAGUUGGUAUCUUUGCCAAUGAAAGAAUUUGCGCUGGAGAAGAACUCUUUUACGAUUAUCGUUAUGAGCCAGACAGUGCACCUGCCUGGGCAAGGAAGCCCGAGGCAUCUGGUACUAGGAAAGAGGAUGCUGCUCCUUCAAGUGGUCGUGCUAGGAAGCAUACAUAAUUGAGUGCCCAUUUAACUGAUUUUUUGAUCCGUUAGUUCUCAUUCUUUUGCGCAACUCAUCAUUGAUGACCACCAGAUAGAGCUUCUAAUCAUUCCAUUCCUGGAGAGGCCAUUGCAAUCUCCAUGUUAACUGAUUAUAGACUUUCUUUGUUUUGGACUAUGCCAUUAUCAUCUUCGAGUAUAUUCAAGCGGGAAAAUGAUUAUAGGCUGAGUAGCUUCAUCAAACAUUGUUUUUCAUGUAACAGAGAAUGCACAUUGAUCAAUUAUUUUCCCAA